Messenger RNA from Sitodiplosis mosellana (orange wheat blossom midge), 432 nucleotides. RefSeq names its product proteasome maturation protein (gene Pomp). Bases 1 to 333 code for a protein of 110 amino acids. NCBI's taxonomy places the organism in Eukaryota, Metazoa, Arthropoda, Insecta, Diptera, Cecidomyiidae. Gene Ontology annotation, cellular component: cytoplasm; nucleus. The transcript has a single exon. The record is from RefSeq and is a predicted model, not a curated record. Gene Ontology annotation, biological process: proteasome assembly.
AUGGCUGAUAAAAUCAAGGUAACAACCCGAACACUCAGUGAUCAUCCAUUGAAGGCAUCUGAAGAAACAUUUGCACAACGUGAACUCGAAACCAAUUUGCAAAUGUUGCGACGCAACGAAGGCAUAGCUGCACCGAUGCGAAUCAUGAUGGAAAUGCAAGCGUACAAAAAGGUGGGCCGUUUACCGUUCCUGCCAUCCAGCCGUUUGCACAUGGAUGUAAUUACUGGUCGUGAUGAGACGAUCGAUUUCAGCGAUUUCCUUGGCACCGAAGAAUUCUCCGAGCGUUUGUGUCAGCCCCAGGUUAUGGCCGAGAAGAAAUUGAAUUUCAAUUAAGCAAAAAAGAAAAAUGUCGUCCAUUUGACAUACAGCAAACAAUUUUUUGUAUUACGAUAAGAUAAAAUAUUAAAGAGAAGUUCAUUGGAAGCGGAAAAA